Messenger RNA from Pyricularia pennisetigena, 2604 nucleotides. RefSeq lists its product as uncharacterized. Lineage: Eukaryota; Fungi; Ascomycota; Sordariomycetes; Magnaporthales; Pyriculariaceae. Gene Ontology annotation, molecular function: DNA replication origin binding; chromatin binding; single-stranded DNA binding. Gene Ontology annotation, biological process: mitotic DNA replication preinitiation complex assembly; DNA replication initiation; double-strand break repair via break-induced replication. The coding region runs from base 1 to 2604 and encodes 867 amino acids. The transcript is spliced from 3 exons. The record is from RefSeq and is a predicted model, not a curated record. Gene Ontology annotation, cellular component: DNA replication preinitiation complex.
AUGCAUCUCCCACGGCCCCUGAUAUCGAAACUAUACCUGCACCUACAGAAGACGCGCCACGCCCUCGCACCGCCCGUCCUGAUCCUCGUCGCCCUCGAGCCCGACGCACUCUGCGCCUGCCGCAUCCUCACCCGCCUCCUCAAACAUGAUUACAUCCCGCACAAGAUCCAGCCCGUUUCGGGCUACGCGGAUCUCGAGCGCGUCGGCCGGGACCUUGUCAGCCCCAUGAUGCAGACCCGCGGCGGCUCCGGCGGUGUGGUGGUCUGCCUGGGCGUCGGCGGCACCGUGGAUCUGGGCGCCAUGCUCGGUCUCGAGCCCGAUGAGGAGGAUGCAGCCAGCGGUGGCGUUGAUGCGUACAGCGGGGUGGAAGUAUGGGUCAUCGACUCUCACAGACCGUGGAAUCUAGGCAACGUAUUCGGAGGCCAUCCCCUCGAGCCCGAGACUGCCGGCGGAUCAAGGGCUUUUUCCUCUAGGGCGCCCCCAGGUGUCUCAAACGGCCGUAUAUCUCAUGCCUAUAAGCCCUCCAAGGGUGGCAUCAUCGUUUUUGACGACGGGGAUAUCGAGGAGACUCUGGAGAAGGAGCGGGAAGCAUACAUGUCGUUGGUGGACAUGCCGGAUGUUGAAGACAAUGGGGAGGACCUGGAAGACAGCGACUCUGACAGUGGAUCUGAAAACAACGAUGACGCAGCAGAACAAGAGACUCCCGUUCGGGCGGGUCAAAAGCGCAAAUCUCUUGACGACUUUGACGAUGACGAAAGUGGAGACGACGACAGGCCAGCACAAAGACGGAGGAGCAACACGGGGAGUUCCAUUCCAGAAUCUCCACGGCGACCAGAGGGACGCGGGUUGAUAUCCAUGCAAGACUCGGCCGUGUUCUCCUCAAACGAUCCAAGCAACCCGCCGUCGGGUGCGCAGCCUCCAAAAGCCCUCUCUGCUCGAAAAAUGCGCAGGCAGUUACUGCGUCUACGUCGAGAAAAGGAGGCAACGCUGCGAAAAUACUAUCGUCUUGGCACGUCUUAUUCGGAACCUAUCUCUUCCAUGAUCUACUCCUUGGCUUCCGAGCUCGGUCGAGAGGAUAACGACAUGCUUUGGCUUACAAUAGUCGGCGUCACAUCUAUGGAGCUAUAUGGGCGGUCGUCGGCCGGAGUCGCGGUUGCAGCCCGCAGCUCUGAUAACAGGUUGAAAUCUGGUUGGAUGGGAAUGCGCGGCGCCAGCAUACGACAACUUCUGCGCGACGAGGUGCGCCGCCUGAAUCCGCCCGAGAUAUCUGGCAGCGGGCAGGGAAGGGCUUCGGCGGAAGGCCAGGGAAUCAUUCCGACGACGGCGAGGAGUCCCGAAGAUACCAGUAUCCGUCUCUCACCCGAGCCCAAAUUCCUCCUCAUCCGGCACUGGAGCCUGUACGACAGCAUGCUUCACUCCCCCUAUCUUUUCUCACGGCUGAAGAUGUGGAGCGAGACGGGCCUGAAGCGGCUGCACAAGCUCUUUGCCAAGAUGGGCGUCAGCCUCGUUCAGUGCAAACAGAGCUACACGCACAUGGACAUGGUGCUGAAGCGCGAGCUCCGAGUGAAGCUGCUAAAGUACGCAUCGCUGUAUAACUUGGAUGACAUGGUCCCCACGAUCGAUACAGACGGCAGGGACAGGGGUGGCGCCAAGGAUGGAUGGGGCUUCGUGCGUAGCUGGGGUUGGCGUGCUACGCUCAGCGCACAAGAUGUCGGCGUCGUCAUAGGAGCCCUUCUCGAGGUUGGGAAACAUGCGACCUCGUCGGAUGACUCCGCUGGUAGGGACGGAGCCUCCCAGUUGGAAGAGCCGGACGACAACCACCUGGAGAUGCUGAGUGAAGAGUUGUGCCCACGCUUCUGGGAGGCAUACGACGCGCUGGAGGAUAUCGAGGCGUUGAAGCAAGGGCUGCCCACGGCACAGUUUCUCCACCGUGCAAUCUUCAACACAGGCACCACGUUACUAAAGAAGAAGCAGAUCAGGCAUUUACGAGCAUUCCGCAUGUUCAUUGUCAAAGACGGACCAGACGUUGCCGUGUUCAACCAUCCCGGGGCGCUCACGAAGCUCACACUGUGGAUCGGUGAGGCGCUGGCCGAGCAGGAGAAGGAGGCCACAGGGCGUCUGAGCAACAAAGGCCGCGGUACCCCGCUAGUGGCGGCGUCACUCGACGAGAAGCGCGGUGUUUACGUCGUGGUGGGCACAGGUGGUGGAGGUGGCGUAGCGGACCUGCCGGCAGACAAGAAGAAGAAGGCCGAAGAGAAGAGGGCAAAGGCAAAGGCGCGAGAGGAAAGCCGCCAGGCCAAGGAGAAGAUACGCGAGGAGAAACGCGCAGCCAAGAGGGCGGCGGGUGCUGAAGACGAGGAGGAGACAGAGUCUGAGGGCUCCGACGACGACGACGACGAUGAAGAUUCCAGCGAGGACGAGGAUAAUGGGCCCAAGGAGAGGGGUCACGGCCUGAACCGUUUUGGCAAUGCGUUCCAGGACGUUGUGGCGGAAACGAAUGCCAGGAUACGUAUCGACAGCUUUGAACACUGUGUGGUUGAAGUCAAGAAAGAGGAUCUUGGGGGGUUCCUGGAAAGCUUGAGCAUGAAGGCUGUAGUGGGAUGA